Molecule: messenger RNA, 1203 nt
Organism: Pestalotiopsis fici W106-1
Lineage: Eukaryota; Fungi; Ascomycota; Sordariomycetes; Amphisphaeriales; Sporocadaceae
Exons: 1
Coding region: 1-1203 (400 amino acids)
Molecular function (GO): protein binding; 6-phosphogluconolactonase activity
Source: RefSeq, a predicted model, not a curated record
AUGGUUCAAUUAUCAACCUUCACAUCUUUGCUGAUCCCACUCAGUAUGGCCUCGACAGCAACAGCAGCAGCCAUGUUCAACCCACGACAGCAGUCGGCAAAUAGUACAACUGCCAGCACUCGAAAGUUGAUUGUCGGAGCCCCCGGCCAGAUCCUAGCCUACGACUAUGAUGGCACCACAUUUGCCAACACCGCCAACUCCUCAUCAGCUGGAACCGCCCCGAGUUGGAUGUUAUUCAAAGAGCCCAACUUGUUGUAUGCUGUCGACGAAAACUCAAACACUACUCGCCUAUACGAGUACAGUCCCCUCAAUAACAGCCUGUCCUCAGAACCGGUGUCCGUCGGCGAGGGGUCUGCCGGCGUCGUCUCCCUCGCAUUCAACAAGGACCAGACCAUUCUCAUCGGCGCCUCGUACUCUGAUGGCCAGGUCGACGUCUGGGAUAUCUCCUCGCCUGAUGGAAGCCUGAAGCUCGUCAAGCAAAUACCCCUCGAGGGCACUCUAGGUCCAGCUCCCCAACAGACGGUUCACCGUGCCCACCAGGCCGUCUUGGACCCUACUGGCCAAUUCUUUGCUGUCGCAGAUCUAGGUGGCGAUGCUAUCCAUAUCAUCAAUGCGUCAAGCUGGGAGAUUAGCAAUGUGGUCUACGUUGACUCUGGUGCUGGCCCGAGACAUGGUGCUUAUAUUGGAGGCAACAGCUCGUCCCCCGCUACACAUUACGCUGUCGCCUGCGAGAUCAAGAACCUCAUCAUCCUCUGGGAGGUUGACAUGACCGGUGGCAACCUCAACUUGACGAACCCACAAACCCUGAGCACGUUUGGCGAUGCUUUCCAACCCCAAAAUGCCACCACUGCAGCCGCCGGUGAAUUGAUUGCUGCAAGCAACAGCAAAGACAUCUACGUCACCAACCGUCUCACCGGCAACGGAAACUUUACUGACAAUAUCUCGCACUUUGUUGUGGAGGACGGCAAGCUCUCGUUUGCUGAUCAGAUCUCCACUGACGGCAUCAACCCUCGGCAACUUAGUUUCAGUCUGGAUGAAUCAAUUGUCUUUGGUGUGAACCAGGGUGGUAGCACAGGACUGUUUGCUUUCAACCGCUGCUCGAAGCAGGGUACCCUCAGCCUCACAGCUUCACUGUCUAACACGGCCGAGGCUGUUACUGCCCUUACUGGGCCACAAUUUGUACAAGAGAUCCCGGUGUCGUGA